UAAACUAUUCUGUUCCCAGGAGGUUGCCAUGUGGCCAGCCAUGCCCAAUUGCCCAACAAUAUACGGUGUGGCUCUGCCCUCCACCCCAGCCGGGGAAGGGUUGUCCCCCGUGGUCACGUGUUGCCCCCCUAGCAGUCUACCCCAGGGGGCACCCUUGUGGGCAGCCCCACAAUCUGACGGGCAGUUGCCUUUGGUGGGCCUCAUUGGGGUUACUUGAUACAUGGCCUACUAUCUUCCCAGCCGAUCCCAAACAUCACCCUCUUCUCACCACCUCUCACAGGAACUAGCCAGCUUACGCCGUAUGUCUCCUGUCUUUGAUGGGUCCAUGGUCCACAAAGCCAACCACUGACCCCAAACUUCUGUUUUCAUCUUACCUUGGCUUGGUAGUGGACAGAAGCCUUUGGCCAUGGUUGAAUUCUAGUCAGCACUUCGGAUUCUGGGCCUGAGCCAUAACAUAGAUCAUCUUUCUCAAGGCUCAGAAGUUUCAUGUAGAACAUCAGAGAACCUCAGCUUCAAAGUGCAACAGGGAUCCUCAGUCAUCAAACACGCAAAACCUGGGCUGAAUAGAAGUGUCAGCUGUAAUGUUUAUUGGAGAACAUUGGCUCUCUCAAACAACCUUGGAAACAGUCAAGAUUUGUUUAUGCUAGGUCAUCAGGAUAAGCAUGUUGACUUGCUGACAGCAUAAACCUUCCAUCUUUUUACACAAUACUUCACUUGGCAAACAAAUUGGACUUCAUCUGAUACAUUGUGUGGAUGUGUUUGGUGAUACACACAAUGCCUGCUGUUAUAUUUGAAGUCAACACCUCUCAUUCAGAUAGUGUGAUAUGUCUUCACAUUAUUCCUGAAUUAUUUUGUUACUGAAAUAAUUAUGAAUUGUGCAACUUCUACAAGCAUAAGUUUGUAGUGGGUCUUAUCAUAUGCACCCGAAACAUUUGUGCAUUAUAUCAACCUCAAGCAACAUUAGUGCUGUUUCCGUACCAGUGCUUAGAUGUCUUCAGAUAGGGUAUUCCCAUUCAGGAAUGCCUUUGUAUUGUCAGUGGAAGAUCUUUAUUGUAUGUUCAAAAUCAUACAUCUGUAAAGGAUGUGCGAGUGAAUACUUACUCGUUACCAUGCUGCAGUUGUACGCCAGUCCUCCUGUUGUGCAAGCACCAGAAAGGACAUCCAUUAAGGAAAAUCUCAGCAUUUUACAUCUUCCUACACAUACAAGUCUUCAGAACCAGUUGGGUGUGGAGUGUGAAGUGAUGAUGAGUGAUGUUAGCCCAUGUGAUGUGCACAUGGUGCCAUUUUGCCUGGACUUCAGCAGCUAACAGUGCCCAGUGGUGGUAGCUGCAAGUCCAGGCAGUUUAGUGCACUUUCUGAUGCCCAUGACAGGUGCUAUUCAAGAGUCUGCAGGAGCCUCGGGGACUGCUUGCCGAGUCUCCCCCCCCAACGUUAUCCAUCUCGCCUGGCCGGCUUGCUGUGGCAGAAGACAGUUCAGCCCUGGAGUGUUUCAUCAGCUAACUAGGAUCCCUGCCAUUGUGGCAGCACCCCUUCAGCCACAUUCAACACCCCAUCUCGUCCAGUUCUGACACACCACCUGUUCCUUUCAGAGUGGUGUGAGCUCUGCUCCCCUCACUUUAGUGUGGAGUGCUGAUUUCUACCACACUUUCAGGAUGUACAGAAAACAUAUACCAAUGAAGUAGAAGACACCUUAAAAGCCACUGUACACCAUACUUUGGCAGUCUGUUUUCAGUAUAUGGUAAUCUUCAGGAUGUCUGAAAGAUAUAGUCGUCCACGCACUCCCCCUGGUCCACCUCCUGCCCAAGGGUCUCGAAAACUGUCUUCUCGAGGACCUUCAUCUUCUGCCACACCCUCCAAGUCUGUGCCUCCAAAGUCUUAUGAAGAAAGACCAUAUGAUAAAUAUAACAAGUCGUACACUAAGCCUUCUUCCUACCCAUCCUCCAAGCCAUAUGCAAAUGACAAAUAUAAAAGUGCUACAGUGAGGAAAGUCAGUGAUAAAGUGGCAAGUAGUAAGUUUAUGGGUAAAAGUGAUGUGUAUGCUAGUGAUAUAUACAAGUCCAGAGAUAUUGGUUACUCCAGUGAUAGGUUUAGUGAAAAAGACAAUGUUUAUGUGAGCAGUUACCCUGAAAAAGGGCGGUAUACUGAAAAAUACCCUGCAGGUGCUCCGUAUACUGACAAAUUUUCCGGAAAGAAAUUUGCUGAUGAUUUUGAUACCUAUCCAGAAAAGGCAAGUAGAUAUCCCAGACAUGAAAAUGCCUAUUACAGUGGCUCUGUAAGCUCAUACAGUGCUUACACCUCUUACGAUGCUUAUAACUCGUAUGGUGGUGACAGGCAUGGUGCUGGGAGUUAUAGUGCAGACAAGCAUGGAAUUGGAGUGGGAAGUUAUGGCAAUAAAUAUGGAGGAAGGGGAGGAAUGGGUGGAUAUGGAGGAGAAAAGCUUGGAGGGCCUGGUUAUGGAGGGGACAAAUUAGGCAGAGGUGGAGGUAGUUAUGGUGGGGAGAAGCACAGUGGUGGGGGAAGUACCUACCCAAGGGACAAGCUCAACACUCUUGGCUAUGAUGGGAAACCUGGAACAAGGCCAAGGAUCUACCCAGAGGAUGAUCGCCGACCUUAUCAAGAAUAUGCAACUCAAAGCACUGGCAGAUCACCUUUACGAGGCACCAGUGGGAGUUAUGGAGACUAUGACCGGUACUCUACUGCCCAACGCUCUCCUGAGCGUCAGUAUUUAGACAGGUAUGUGAUCGGAGACAGUGUUGUGUAUGGUCCGCCAGGACAAUACCCACGUGACCUACGUCCAACCUCACCCCAUGCAAGACCACCAUCACCGCCAUCCCCACAACCUUUGGUCACUCGCAGCUAUCCCAGUUAUACCUCGACAAGUCCCAGAAGAUAUGCAUCAAACAGUAAAAGGAGCCCAACACUCCAGGCCACUGUCUCCAGACAGUACCGUUCCCCAUCACCCUUGCGACGUGUAACUUCUCCUCGACGGCCCCCAUCCCCUCCUAGCAGAAGACCCCCCUCUCCAAGGAGUCCGUAUCUCAGAGGGCAGAGAAGUAGCAGAGAGCGAAGCUUUGAGGGUACCAGAUCAAAAGAGAGGUACAGCAGCAAAGCGAGUAUUUCAGGCACAGCCAGGAGUCUCAGUCGAGAUAAUAGAAGUGUUGCUAACAGAAGGGGCAAUGAUAGGAGCAAAGGUGACAGGGAUAAGAGAAAAGAAUCAGACAGAAGGCUUGGCUCACGUGAGCGAACUCAUGAUACAGAAUCUGCAAAGCGACUAAGAUCUGGAGAACGUGAAUCUGAGUAUCGUAAUAGUGAUGUCAGGAACUGGGGUAAGGAUGGCAAUCACUCCAGCUCUAGCCAAACACUCCCAAAAAAUCGGCCGCGAGAUGAAAGGCACCUCCGCUCACCCAUUGGACGCAGUGCUCGUGGGGAUGGUUCCAGGGAGAGAAGAAGAGAAGGAAGCAGAGAUAAGGAUAAGAACAGAAGAAUUGAAGACAGGUUGGGACCUUCACCUGUUACUCAGACCACAAGAAGAAGUCCACUAGCAAGACCCAGAGUGCCUCGUAGACCUGUCUCACCCCGAGAUAAGAAAAGGAGCAGACGUCCAGAUGAUCUAAGACUUUGGAUUGAAUCUCGUAAGUCUGAAGGAAGUAAGCGUCCACUGUCACCCGGUAGGUCACGUCUUCUUGCUAGAAGAACUGCGAGAUCAAGUGAUAGAUCAACCUUGGUUAAAAGAUCUCGGUUGGGUGAUCCCAAGAAAAGGUUGGGAGGGUACAAGGCUCGGAGAAGAGCCCUACCACUCAAGAGAAACAAAAUAUUAAAGAAAUAUCAGCGUUUAACAGUGAAGCGGGGGCCUAGAAGUGGGGGAGGUACCGGUGGAGGGAGAGCUGGUAACAGAUCCAAUAAAGAUAGUGGCGGAAGUCGUGCUGAAGUGAAAGCUGAAGGUGGUGGUGAUGAAGCAAGUAAACCAGGAAGCACAGGAACAAUCCGUAGGGUUAUUAAGAUGCCGACUUAUGUAAGCAUGGUCAAUCGUUUAGCUCUUAAACCACGGGUCAUUAGGAAACCUGCACAAAAAUUAUUGAGAGAUCCCAAGGAAGUAGACACAACAAACAAGGAGAAACCAGUAAUGCAGUCUUCCAAAGAAGAAUCUUCGCCGAAAGAUGAGAAACCCUCAAACAUCACUUCUGAGCCAAGUAAACGAGCUGCACGAUCCUAGAAAUGUUGGAUUGCUAAUAGUCAAGCUAUUUUGAAUUUGGCUCUUUUAAUUCAAUCUGCUUUUGACACUACAUGUACAUGGCAGUGACACGAGAUCAAAUAUGCUAAUGAUCAUAGUGUAUGGGUUAUCUUGUCAACAACCUGUAAUGUUACGUCAUUUUGAAGAAAUUAAGGAAAGUACAUUUGUGUUUAUAGAUUCUUUAUGUUGAGUGCCAGUCUUUAUGCCUUAAGAGUGUAAUUCGUGAUCAAAGUUGCAUCAUGGCAAGUGAACUGUGAUUGAGGUUGUAUGAGAAGAGUACCAGUGUUGUGCGCAUGUUUUGGUAAUGUUAAAUUUACCCGAGUGAAAGAUCAAGAGAUUGUUAAAAUGUCUUUAGCUAUAAUAGCUUCUGGUGAUAGCUGUGCUUUGCCACCUUUGUAACCAUGAACAUUUGUGUAUACCAAUAAUGACCUAAGACCAUGAAGUGAAUGAAUGUUGCAGCUAGUAGCAUCAUCACAGCCAAGGUCAGGAAGGACUGGUAGUGUAGUUAUUGUAGUAAUCCCAGAUACCCAUAUGCUGUGAGAGCCAUUAAGAUAGUUGUAUAAUUAGUUACUUAAGUGUGCCUUUCGUCACAGUGUUAUACCAUAUAUAACUGAAGUUAUGUAUUAAGAUUUUUUUUUUUUUUUUUUUUUUUUUUUUUGUAAGAACUGAUUGGUGGUAUUUACUAGUUUUAAAUCUGGCCUUAGAAUAGAUUUUAACUAUAAAUACUGUAUAUUUAAUGCAAAAUUAUAAAAUGUUAUGGUAAAAAUUAAAAAUGAAAACCUA
Cherax quadricarinatus is the source of this 5014-nucleotide messenger RNA. The record is from RefSeq and is a predicted model, not a curated record. Lineage: Eukaryota; Metazoa; Arthropoda; Malacostraca; Decapoda; Parastacidae.